UGGAGGGUGUGAAGAGGCUCGGUAUAUAUGAGAUAAAGUUUAAUAUAUUUUGUAGCCGGAAAAAUGUGUAUUGUUGGCGGAUAUCUCGGAGAGAGGGGACGUUUUUAGCAGCUCGCUUUUGUACCUGUAUGAGGGGCCACGUCACCAAGGUCGUGCUAGUAAUGGCGGGCGUUGGGUUUUUCGUGUUUGUGCUUGUUGUGCUGACCAUGGACCUGGGAGAAGUCAUCGCUCAGUCCACCUGGGGGGGAGGAGAGGGCUCGUCCCUGGCCGGGCUGACGGACUUCUGGGUGUUCCGCUUCCUGCUGAACAUCCUGGGUUACGCCUCCAUCGUCAUCCCGGCAGCCAUCCUCAUCAGAUACAUCAAGAGGAGCAACUUCUUAGAGCGAGGAGGCCAAGGCUGUACCUACAACGUGGUGAAGGCCUGUGUGUACGGGACGGCAGACGAACUCCCCACCACCCAGGCGGACAGCGACGCGCCCACGCCCUCCCCCUCCCGGUUCCCGCGGUGGGCUGUCCUGAUCUUCUGCGUCGUCGGCCUGCAGGGUUCCUACCUCACGUGGGGCGUCCUGCAGGAGCGAAUCAUGCGGCACGAGUACGGCGGAACCGAGGACGAGCCGUCAGAAAAGUUUAAAAACUCGCAAUUCCUCGUCUUCGUCAAUCGAAUCUUAGCGUUAACGAUAGCGGGCGUCUACCUUAGUUUAUUCCGGCAGCCCAGACACGGCUGCCCCAUGUAUAAAUACUCGUACGCCUCCCUGUCGAACAUCAUGAGCAGCUGGUGCCAGUACGAAGCGCUCAAGUUCGUCAGCUUUCCCACGCAGGUCCUAGCCAAGGCGUCCAAGGUCAUCCCGGUGAUGCUGAUGGGGAAGGUGGUGUCGAGGAAAUCGUACGAGUACUACGAGUACGUCAUCGCCGCGCUUAUAUCCCUGGGUCUCAGCAUGUUCCUGAUCGCCCACGGCCCGGAUGACGAGAAGAAGAGCACGACAGUCACCACCUUCUCCGGCAUCCUGCUGCUGGCCGGCUACAUGAUGUUCGACAGCUUCACUGCAAACUGGCAGGCAGAGCUCUACAAGUACAAGAUGUCCUCCUUUCAGAUGAUGUUCGGAGUGAACUGCUUCUCCUGCCUGUUCACGUCGGCGGCGCUGCUGCAGCAGGGAGGCUUCAUCGAGGCCUUCUCCUUCAUGUUCCGCCACCAGCUCUUCACCUUCCACGUCUUCCUCAACUCCAUCUGCAGCGCCACCGGACAGAUGUUCAUCUUCUUCACCAUCAACCAGUUCGGAGCCAUGGUGUUCGUCAUCAUCAUGACCACGCGACAGGCGCUGGCCAUCCUGCUGUCCUGUAUCAUCUACGCGCACCCGGUGUCGAUCAUGGGCGGGUUCGGCAUCGCCAUCGUGUUCCUGGCCAUGUUCCUGCGGGUCUACGCCUCACACAGGAUGAAGCAGAAGAAAGCGAGACAGCAGGAGGUUAACAACACCGGCGUGAAAGAUGAAGCAGAAGAAGGCGAGACAGCAGGAGAUUAACAACACCAGGGUGAAAGUAUGAAGUAGGAGCACUGGUAGUUAUCUUAAAACUUCAGCAGCACGUCGGCAGAACGUACUGCACCUCCACGAAACCUCUAAUGUAUUGUACAUAGCAUUUUGGCAGAACGUCUCAUAGAAGGUUGUA
Branchiostoma belcheri (Belcher's lancelet) is the source of this 1662-nucleotide messenger RNA. Its product is annotated as adenosine 3'-phospho 5'-phosphosulfate transporter 1-like. Gene Ontology annotation, biological process: transmembrane transport. Bases 129 to 1517 code for a protein of 462 amino acids. Gene Ontology annotation, molecular function: 3'-phosphoadenosine 5'-phosphosulfate transmembrane transporter activity. NCBI's taxonomy places the organism in Eukaryota, Metazoa, Chordata, Leptocardii, Amphioxiformes, Branchiostomatidae. The record is from RefSeq and is a predicted model, not a curated record. Gene Ontology annotation, cellular component: endoplasmic reticulum membrane; Golgi membrane. The transcript is spliced from 7 exons.